Danaus plexippus (monarch butterfly) is the source of this 3643-nucleotide messenger RNA. It is a transcript of the gene RhoGAP92B, whose product is annotated as rho GTPase-activating protein 92B. The transcript has 6 exons. Gene Ontology annotation, molecular function: GTPase activator activity; protein binding. NCBI's taxonomy places the organism in Eukaryota, Metazoa, Arthropoda, Insecta, Lepidoptera, Nymphalidae. The record is from RefSeq and is a predicted model, not a curated record. Bases 310 to 2997 code for a protein of 895 amino acids. Gene Ontology annotation, cellular component: intracellular anatomical structure; cytoplasm. Gene Ontology annotation, biological process: regulation of actin cytoskeleton organization; signal transduction; regulation of Rac protein signal transduction.
GUCUGUGGAUUUAUUUUUCUAAUUCAUGGGUACUAACUUUAAGUUAUUCUGUUCUUCACAAUAAUAGUUAAAAUUAGAUUAAUUCGGCAAACUUAUUAAUUAAGGUAAAUUUUGAAAUGUAGUGCCUUAUUCAAAAUCAGUAGUUUAUGGUGUUUGGUGGUGUUUGUUGUAUCGCAUCGUGAAGAUGAUCUCAUUGACGCGCUGACAUUAGUUGCGUUCUUUUCGGCGAGAGAUCCUGAUCGUUUUAUUGUUAUUGACCAAGUCCAAUGACCUUGUAUCACUAAAUAAAUUAAUACAAAUUAUAUUAAGAUGAAGAAACAGUUCUAUAGAGUUAAGCAACUGGCAGACCAAACCUUUUCAAGGUCUGGUAAGGAAGAGGCAUUGACUGAUGAGUUACAAACAGCUGAUACAAAAGUAGAGCACCUUCGGAAUGCGUUGCAGCUUAUUAGCAAGAGACUCGCGACUGCAGCAGGAAACACACAGGGUCAAGAUCCCGCUGCAAGGGAAAAAAGGCUCAAGAAACUGCCGGAAUAUCUUUUAGGAUUGUCAAUGUGUGAGGCGAGUAACUAUGAUGAUGAUGACAGCAUUUUGAAGUACAUUCUAUACGAGUGUGGGAAAACUGAAAAGUUUCUUGCAAAUGAAAUAGCUGAGCAUGAGCUUAAAGUUGAGCAACUGGUGUGUGCUCCACUCACAGCCAUCAGCGAUCAGGAUGUGCCGGCCAUAAUGAAAGCUAAAAAACAACUGAGUAGGCUGAUAAGUGAGAAAGAAUCAGCGGCGAGCAGAUACAAUCACCUCGAGAAACAGAAAGAAGAAAAUCCGACCAAAUUAAACGCCGCUAAAGAGGAAUUGGAAGAAGCUGGUAACAAAGUUGAGGCGGCGCGUGACUUACUGGCAGCGGAUAUGUUCGCUCUGGUCGCUAAGGAGGCAUUACUAGCACAUACGUUACUGCAAUAUGUAAAGUUACAGAGAGCGUACCACGAAUCAGCGCUGCACUCGUUAGCGGAUACAGUGCCAGAGCUAGAGAGAUUUAUAAAUGACAGUUCAGUGAAGCCGGUUUUCGGAUAUCCGUUGGAAGAACAUCUCCGUGUCACUGGACGUACUAUAGCGUAUCCUAUGGAGGUGUGCGUGUGUGCCUUACACGAACUGGCGCUGAACGAGGAGGGCCUCUUCAGGAUAGCCGGCGGUACAUCAAAGGUUAGAAGAAUGAAGCUGUCAUUGGAUGCUGGCCUCUUCAAUGUUCCUCUGAAAAGCGACUAUAGAGAUAUGCACGUUGUCGCCUCAGUACUGAAGUCAUACCUCAGAGAACUGCCCGAACCGUUGUUAACGUAUCGACUAUAUGAAAACUUUAUACUGGCAUCGAGACAUCCGACCGAACAAGCCCGACUCAACGCUCUCUGGGAGGCCAUACAUUUAUUGCCCGAAGCAAAUUUCAACAAUCUGAGAUACCUCAUUAAGUUUUUGUCAGCUUUGACACAAAAUCAAAGCACCAACAAAAUGACGCCGUCUAAUUUGGCUAUCGUGAUCGCACCCAACCUGCUCUGGGCCGCUGACGAAAACACGUUCGACAUGAAUAUCACGACCGCCGUCAACUGCGGGGUGGAGUUGCUCAUCAAACACGCCGACUGGUUCUUCAAGGACGAUGUGAACUUCUUCGUGUCCUUCACCAAAGAAGACCUCCUCCCGGAUCACUUUGGCGCUGAGCAAUACGGCUUCACCACCAACUUCGUCCACGGAUACAACCAGACGGUCGCUUUGAAUCAGGAACAAAAUGGCGAUUACAACAGUAUGAGCAAGUCUUUGUUCGAUUACAAUCACCAGAACGUCGGCAGAAGCACGGUCGACGGCAUCGGGAGGCACUCGCGGAGUAACAGUCACGACACCAGUCUCAUACUACUGGAUAAUGAUAUGAAGAAAGCUCAAUCGAACAGUUCCCUGUCCGACCAAUCUAGUCCGCCCCACGGCAGUCCCAAGCCUAUAAUGAGACGGAAGAAUAAGCCGCUGGCCCCGGUACCGCCCAACUUCACACCGGAUAAAAAUAAGAAGGUCGAAACACAAACGCAGACCUCGGACGUAGCCAAGGAACAGAUUGCGCUCGUCAAGGAAGCGGAGAAGCCCGCCAAGCCGCCGCGACCGGUCGUGUCGGACACGGGGAAAAUUAUAACGGGAGUGCAGACCAUCAACAGGUCUACAUACAGACAGAGCAAAGCGAUGAAAGAGGAGGCAGCGAGGAGCGGCAGCAGGGAGAACCUCACAGACUCGAGGAGGCAGAGCUUCGAGUUCGAGAAGGACAAGUUCGCCGGUCUGAAGGGCACAGACAGGGACACGCUCGUCGUGAAGAACGUGACGGCUCAGACGGGCAUCGUGGCGCGGAUGAAGGUCAUCGGGGACGGACCGGCGUCACUCGGGGCGGACGUGAGGGCGGGGCGGGCCUCGCUGCAUAAGACGUGCGGGACACCGCCGCCGCGGCCGCAGCCCGCACCCCGCACCCUCCCGCCGGCGAUACUGGACCCCGAGCCCGACGUCACGCUGCGGCACAAGCCCGCGGUGCCGGAGAGACCGGCCGCGCUCAGACCUCAAAGUUUCCGCUCUCAACGCGCCUCCCUCACAGACGACCGCGAGCCACCGGCCGUUUUGGAGAGGACACAUCUGUACACCGUGGACAGACACCAGCCGGCCAUCAUCGUGGUAGGAGGAGAAGACGAGCGGGCCUCGUGCACCGUGCAGAGAACGCACAGCUCCGGGGGCAAGGACGAGCUUGAGGAACCGAAGGGACUAACCGGCGCCAGCAGGCAGCUGUCACAGUCCGAGGGGAACAUCACGGACGGCGCGGCGACGGCCCGGCCGCAGGGCUCCCAGCCCUCCCGCCCUCCACGGCCUCUGGUGCCGGCGCCUCCGCCGCCUGUGGCUGCAACCGCACAGAUCGCACAGGCUGCACAGCAAACACAGACAGCUCAGACGACACAGACAGCACCGCAGCACGAGAGCACCGACCUCUAGUCCCCUCCGUAGACUACGAUCAGAUUGAGACCGGAAGCUAGAGCAAGACUGAUGCCCUCUAUUUAAUGUUUAACACUAAAUUAUCAAAAUCGCUUACGAGGUAUAAGUACAUUAGUGUCGUACAUUGAUUUUGCAGAUUUAUUUAUUAUUUUUUAAAUGUAACUUUAAUAUAGCAAUUUUUUUAUAAUAGUAUCGACAAAUCGGAAUAAUCAUGACAGGCGGUGAGAACGUCACUGGUCCUUCGAUCGCUAUUCCAUACGGACAUAUCAAUCCGAGUCAAUUCAGCUUUGUACGCGUUCAUAUAUAUCGCGCUUCUUACAUAUAUAUAUAUAUAUUAUUUUUGUACAAUCUAGUGUUUAUGUUGCAUUAAAUCCUUGUGAUACUAGGGAGAUUCGCUACAUACGCCGAGCCGUGUGAACGGUCGCGGGUGCACAAACGUAUAACUAGUAGCCAUAUUUUUUAAUAUUUACUAUUUUACAGUGCAUUAGUUAUAUCGGCCACGCUGUUUAAGUGAAUAUUAUUAAUCUAGGCUAAUGUAUGUUAUGUAGUAUUUACGACGUUCUAUGUGAUAUGCAUUUUAUUAAAUAUACUGCAAGUAUACAAGCUUCUGUUGUAAGUAAUUAUAAAUAAAUACAUCAGAAAAUUA